AUUCAAAUUCCAGCGGGCCGCCGCUGCCGCCGCCUAGAAAAUGGCUGCCCUGGGGGAAACGGAGUCGCCUGGUGCGGUGGCGGCUCCGGGUUCUCAGACCUCCCCGCUUCUUACGGUAGAGACGCCGCUAGCCCCGGAGCGCGGCCGUGGGAGGAGGUCCCGGCGGAGCACGCCGGCGGCGCUCAGCCCCGCCGUGUCCGUGGUGUUCCCGGGCGCCGUGAGCCGAGAGAGCUGCUGCCGCUUUGCCUGCGAGCUCCUGAAGCACGUCCUGCACCAGCGGCACCAGCUGCCGCUGCCCUACGAACAGCUCGCCUACUUCUGCCGGCGGGCCACGCAGGAUGGAGAUAUGAUCAAGAAGCCACCUUCUGUGGGCUUAGCAAGCAAGAAGUGCCAGCAGGUGCUGGUGGAACUGGAGGCAGUGCUCCAGCACCUGGAAGUGAUGUUCAGCUUGACACUGGUUCCCCGUGUUCUUAUUCUGCUUGGAGGCAAUGUUGUGAGCCCCAAGGAGCUUUAUGAGCUCAACUUAGAAGGGAUCUGUGUGGGCAGUGCUGAGAAAAGCCUGAAAACCACAUCCUGCGUGCGUAAGCUUUUUCACUCGCUCUUCAUUGCAGAUGUCUUCAGUGAACUUAAAGCUCUUCCAGUCACAAGCACUGUUGUUAUGCUCCAAGGGCAUCGCAACUGUGGUGUGGAGUGGUUUUGGCCCAAGCUCAACUACAAAGUGCCAACCAGAGGAAAGAAACUGACUAUUAAUUUGUCCUGCGAUGGAGAUAUCGAUAUAAGUGCCUCAGCUCCUCAGAUUAUGACUUCUGCUUGGGAGGACUACAUAUGGUUUCAAGCACCAGUGACACUUAAGGGCUUUCAUGAAUGAUCUGUGCCCUGUAGAACUUUAAUGGGAUACUGAAUAAUUUUUGGUGCUGCUUUAGGCAAUAAUUCUAUCAAAGGUAAUGGCAUACACUUGUCUCUCUGGAUCUCUUCUCUAGGGCAUCUGUUGCCUUCCUGACCACCUUCUUCUGUGUUCACCGCAUGACUUGUCUUUGAAAGCAAAAGCCCUUUAAGGCACAGCUGCAUACAGCUACCAUGAUUAUUUAAGGAAAUUGAUAUAUUGGGUGUAAAGACUUCCCUGUGACACGCUUGCUGAACUGACAAAUAUUGCAGUCUUCCUGAGUUUUACUCUCCUGAGUUUUACUGCAGCCAUUUCUGUUAAUGAUUACUGCAUUAUAUGAUUGUUUGGGACAAGAUAACAUAUAUGAUUAUUAAUAUAGUUGGCCUUUUACUGUGAAGGCCAUAACCAUUCUUUACCCCACUGCUGUGAAAGAAGACCUUUUCCUGCAGCCUACUCAGACUUGAGUACUCAAGUGCUUGCCCAUCUAGUAGAUGAUAUCUUUCUUCCCAUAACACCAUUUCAGUUUGUUAGGAAUCCAGCACGGCACUCUUCAGCAACUGGAAGACUUCAUGCCUAGCAGUGUCUUAUACUGGUGAUGAAAUGAGGCUGAGUGGUCCUGUGAAAGCAACAGAACACAUCUUCCUAUUCCUUUACUUUUAGUCCAUCAGACCUGACAAUCAGUUUGAUAUACAGUUAAAACUAGGAAAAGCAGUUUAUUCUCUCCUUCGCAGGAAGUUAGGACUCCUGCCUCAAUGUGGUAGCUUAUUCCCACUUAACAGAAAAUAAAAAUAUCUUGCUUUAGGGACGGGGAGGAGAAACUAGUACCAGAACUAGAUAUCUGCUGGAGUUGUCUUGGAUCAGCUGGAUAUGUGUCUAUCAUGGAAUGAAUUAAAUGGCUCCAUCCAUAAGAAGAGAAUCUCUAGGCUGUUGGUGGUAAGGCUGCUUACUACAUGCUAACAGAAGCUGAUCGAUGGGGUGAUAAAAAUCCUUUGGAAGGAGGUUGUUAGAAGGUGAAUUAACCCUCUGUACUCAGUGCAUGUUUUAAGCUUUUCUGACAUUUUAGCAGUGAAUAA
This is a messenger RNA of Lagopus leucura (white-tailed ptarmigan), 1956 nucleotides long. RefSeq names its product MAD2L1 binding protein (gene MAD2L1BP). The transcript is spliced from 2 exons. Gene Ontology annotation, biological process: regulation of exit from mitosis. The coding region runs from base 41 to 868 and encodes 275 amino acids. Gene Ontology annotation, cellular component: nucleus. NCBI's taxonomy places the organism in Eukaryota, Metazoa, Chordata, Aves, Galliformes, Phasianidae. The record is from RefSeq and is a predicted model, not a curated record.